AUGGCGUUCAUGUAUCCAUUUCAUGCACCAGUAUUGCCAAUGAAGUGGGAUGAUCCAGUAUGGGUACAAGAGGUUUUUCCCGCAAUGGAGCACGUACUGUUGGCGACUAUUGAGCAAAAAAGAACGAAUCAGGUACGACAGGUUGAAGAUUACAUAAUUGUGUCACUAUAUUUGCGUCUAAAGCAUAUAUGCCUUGGUUAUUUAUUGAUUUCUUAG
Messenger RNA from Angiostrongylus costaricensis, 216 nucleotides. The record is from the annotation of a GenBank genome assembly. Lineage: Eukaryota; Metazoa; Nematoda; Chromadorea; Rhabditida; Metastrongylidae.